This is a messenger RNA of Scomber scombrus (Atlantic mackerel), 2001 nucleotides long. RefSeq names its product ceramide synthase 5 (gene cers5). The record is from RefSeq and is a predicted model, not a curated record. Bases 1 to 1170 code for a protein of 389 amino acids. Gene Ontology annotation, biological process: ceramide biosynthetic process. Gene Ontology annotation, molecular function: sphingosine N-acyltransferase activity; DNA binding. NCBI's taxonomy places the organism in Eukaryota, Metazoa, Chordata, Actinopteri, Scombriformes, Scombridae. The transcript has 10 exons. Gene Ontology annotation, cellular component: membrane.
AUGGCUGCUCUCUCAGCCUGGUUUUGGAACGAGCGCUUCUGGUUGCCACACAAUGUAACCUGGGCGGAUUUGGCAGACCCAGCUCCCGGGGUGGAGUACCCCAAAGCUGGACACUUGUUUAAUGCCUUGCCGCUGGCGUUGGUGAUUUUCGUCGUCAGGAUAUUCUUUGAGAGAUUUAUUGCCAGCGCCUGUGCCCGGAGCCUCCACAUUCAGCCAGGUGUUGGACGAAGAGCUCAGCCCAAUGCAGUGCUGGAGAAAGUGUUUACAUCCAUCACAAAGAAUCCAGACUCGCGCCAUCUGGAUGGCCUGUCCAAGCAGCUGGACUGGGAGGUGCGAAAGGUCCAGCGCUGGUUCAGACACCGCAGGAACCAAGAUAAACCCAGUACACACACCAAGUUCUGUGAGAGCAUGUGGAGGUUUACAUUUUAUUUGUGCAUAUUUACUUAUGGGUUCCAGUUUGUCUGGCAGUCUCCUUGGAUGUGGGAUACACGGCAUUGCUGGUACGGUUAUCCCUAUCAGGUCCUGACACCGGCGCUUUACCACUACUAUGUGUCAGAACUGGCCUUCUACUGGUCACUUAUGUUCUCCCAGUUCACCGACAUUAAAAGGAAGGACUUCCUGAUCAUGUUUAUCCAUCACCUGGCUACGGUGGGCCUGAUCAGCUUUUCUUACGUCAACAACAUGGUGCGAGUUGGGAGCCUGGUGAUGUGUGUGCACGACGCCUCUGACUUCGUGCUAGAGGCAGCCAAGCUGGCCAACUAUGCCAAAUACCAGCGCUUGUGUGACUUCCUCUUCAUUGUGUUUAGUGUGGCGUUCUUUAUCACACGGCUUGUUAUAUUUCCAGUAUGGAUCCUGAACUCCACUCUGUUUGAGAGCUGGGCUAUAGUCGGGCCAUACCCAUCCUGGUGGCUCUUCAACUCCUUACUGCUGGUCCUCCAAGUCCUGCAUAUCAUCUGGUCCUACCUCAUCGCCCGUAUAGCUGUCAAAGCAAUGCUGCGGGGCAAGGUGUGCAACGACGUCCGCAGUGACAUUGAGACCAGCUCGGACGAAGAGCCCGACAAGGCCGGAGACAGCAUCAAGACCUCUUCUCACACUCCCAAAGGAGAAAACGGCACCAACGGCCACUGUGCCGCUGCCAAAUCCAGAGUGCAGAACCACUGCAGCUGGUGACACAGAGGCUGAAGCUGGGAGCCUCCUGCAGCUCUUCCAUCGCGUCUCAAGAGAGCUUCGUUCGUCUCCCGACAAUCCUAUGACGUGUGAGUGCGCACAGAUUGGUGUCGGUGGACUGAUGACGAAUACGCAGACACUGACAACUGCUCUCGAGAGCCCCGCAUUGACCUGUACGACACACGACUCAAAUGGUGACAUGUACAAAGCUAAAGUGACAUGGAAAUCAGUUGAUGUGGGUGAUUUACAUGGUCUUAUUUUACAAACGAUGGGAUUUAUUUAGUGAGUUCAGCUGCAGAUGUUGGUUUCAAUGUUCUCUCCCAGUUUUAUUGGUCAGAUGAACUUGAGUUUUGUUUUAUUUUUAAAAAAGGUUAAUUCACACUUCAUCUCACAGGGCAGAAAAUAGCUAAACUACUCUCUGUUUGAUCUGACUUUUAAAGCAUUUGGACAGCAUCACAAGCAGGUGUUAUACAUGGAACUGUGACUGUAUUAUGUUAUAGCUGUGGUUUUAUCAGCUCUUAAAAGCAGGUGCAUCUGCUGUGAACACCUGCGCUAGACCAGAAGUGAAACAUGCUUUAAAGUUUUAAACAGCAGAAGUGGUAUCUGCCCUUUUGCAAUUUAGUGUGAAUUUAUUUUUUAACCACAUUGUUUAGCUAUUUGUGACUUGUUAAGUUGUGUUUUACUGUUUUUUUUACUACAUCUUCUGAGACCAAAUGUUUAUGAAAUUGUCACUGCCUAUGUAAGAAUCGAGGUAUGAGGACUAUACUAAUUGUUCAGUAUCAUGUUCUCACUUGUGCCUUGUAAAAAAAAAUUUAAAAAAAGUUUCCAAAUAUA